This is a messenger RNA of Leptomonas pyrrhocoris, 1036 nucleotides long. RefSeq lists its product as hypothetical. The transcript has a single exon. The coding region runs from base 89 to 1036 and encodes 315 amino acids. Lineage: Eukaryota; Euglenozoa; Kinetoplastea; Trypanosomatida; Trypanosomatidae. The record is from RefSeq and is a predicted model, not a curated record.
GACGUUUCAUUUUUCCAGCCACCACAAACAGCAUCAACGGCUACAGACUGAUCAUCGUUCCUUCCCAUACCGCAAGAGGGAUAGAAAAAUGGCUUUCCAUGACGCAUCCGUCUCCGUCCUGAUGGACCGGAUGAGCGACAUCGAUAAGCAGCGGCGGGUACUCGUCAUGCGUCAGAAGGAGCUGGAGGCGGCGGUGGCGUUUGCGACGGCAGAGAAGAACGACCUCGCACGGGAGGCGAAGGCGAUGGAUGACGAGGAAGCCCAACUCAAAGGCGACCUCGAGGCACUCGCGGCGGAGGAGCAGCAGUUGGCGGUGCAGACGAUGGACGUCACCGACCACCUGCGCCGUACAGAGGAGGAGGAGACCGUCCACUCCACCGCGGCCACCGCCGAGCUGGCGGCGCUGGCGCAAGAGAAGGCCACGUGGCAGGAGAAGGUCGCCGAGUUGGAAACGCUGCGGCGCACCUGGGAGAACGACCCGGCGACGUCGUCCUGCAUCGCAGCCUUGCGGGACGAGAUGGCGUUGCUGACCACCCUCAAGACCGAAAUGGCAACGCUGGAACAGCAGAAGGCGGCAAUGGAGUCUACCAUUGCGGAGAUGCGCGCCGAGCAACAGGCACAGCUGGCCAGUGCUGGUGCGUUGCAGGACAGGUAUGCGGUGGGGGCAACGGCGGUGGAACUGUUGGCGCUACAACCUCACCGCGCCGAAGGUCCUUCUUCUGCAGAGGCGACCUCUUCCUCUGAUGAUACCGCUGCUGCUGCUGCUGCUACUGGCUGCGAGGGAAAGAGUGCGACCCCUGCGCGCAGUGUGGAGGAGGAGAUGAAGAAGGCGGAAUACGAGUGGGCCCAGGUGACCGCGCGGCACACAUGGGCGAUGUCAAGUCUGCAACGCGAGGUGGACGCUCUUCGUUCUCGAGCAGCGGAACUGGAAGACUUGUUACGCGACGUGGAGGCUACGCGGGAAGAGGUAUCGCGACGGGCUGCUCAACUGCAGCAGUGUCUGACAAGCGGACUCUGUGCUCGGUGUUCUUCGUGA